Messenger RNA from Lagopus leucura (white-tailed ptarmigan), 3051 nucleotides. It is a transcript of the gene FLRT2, whose product is annotated as fibronectin leucine rich transmembrane protein 2. Bases 743 to 2731 code for a protein of 662 amino acids. The record is from RefSeq and is a predicted model, not a curated record. The transcript is spliced from 2 exons. Gene Ontology annotation, molecular function: protein binding. NCBI's taxonomy places the organism in Eukaryota, Metazoa, Chordata, Aves, Galliformes, Phasianidae.
GCCGGAGCCGCCGGGGGAGAAGCAGAGGGAAAUUACGGGCGUUUAACGUUGCGGAGGGGUUUCCUCGGUCGUCGGUGGUUUCAGAGUCAUAAGACCGGCUGGACAGAGGCUUGGGAAGUAUAUUUCCUUCCUCCUUUCCUUGAAAGAAACCUUGGGCGAUGGUGUUCAUCGGCAGCUAUGGAAAACAGAGACCUUGGUGGUGAUCCUUAAAACAGUACGAUGCCGGACACCAGCUGUUCUGCCACUUUCCCCCCUUGCAACCGGCCGGACCCGGUGGGCUUUGGGUGAUUACCGGAGACAUCCGCAUGAGCAGGCAGGCCAGAUCCAGCUGAUAGCUGUUAUGAGGACUUCGAUGACUUCAGAAAGCUGAGCAUAACAUCAACAGACUUCAAUGAAAGGAAAUAAUAUCACUCCAAGCAACUUGUACAGACAGCUUUUGGUAGCUUUAAAUUAACUGGUUGCUCAACUACAAGAACACAGCUAUUGUUUCUUUCGGCACACAUGGAGGAAAGCAACAAGAUUUGUAACCCUGGCUAAUAGGACUGUGGCUUUCUUAUCAAAAGUAGGAGCUGGGCCAACUGUAAAAUGAUUAUUUUAUACUUAGCCUGAAGGACUUUACCUCUGCUUGAACACUGGACAUAAGCUGAAGCCAGUUUUAAUGAUCUGAGAUUUUGCUACUUGUCCUUUAUUAUUGUUAUUAGCUCUCUUUAACACUUUGAUACUUCAUUUCUUUAAAUUGGAAAUGGGUUCCUGGACUAGAUUGUGGCCCUCAGACUGGGCUGUUCUCAUGAAAUCAUGGCUUAUCUUUUCCCUGGGGCUCUACAUGCAGGUCUCCAAAACUUUGGCCUGUCCAAAAGUGUGCCGCUGCGAUCGAAACUUUGUCUACUGUAAUGAGCGAAGCUUGACCUCAGUGCCUCUUGGGAUACCAGAGGGUGUAACCGUCCUCUACCUCCAUAAUAACCAAAUAAAUAAUGCUGGAUUUCCUGCAGAAUUGCACAAUGUCCAGUCUGUGCACACAGUCUAUCUUUAUGGCAACCAAUUGGAUGAGUUCCCAAUGAACCUGCCCAAAAAUGUCAGGGUUCUCCACUUGCAGGAAAACAAUAUUCAGACCAUUUCUCGGGCUGCUCUUGCUCAGCUCUUGAAGCUGGAAGAACUGCACCUGGAUGACAACUCCAUCUCCACUGUUGGAGUUGAGGAUGGGGCAUUCCGGGAAGCCAUCAGCCUCAAGCUUCUGUUCUUGUCCAAGAAUCACUUAAGCAGUGUACCAGUAGGCCUUCCAGUGGACUUACAAGAACUUCGAGUAGAUGAAAAUCGAAUUGCUGUCAUUUCAGACUUGGCCUUCCAGAAUCUUACAAGUUUGGAACGUCUGAUUCUGGAUGGCAAUCUGCUUACUAAUAAAGGCAUAGCUGAAGGCACCUUUGGCCACCUCUCCAAGCUCAAGGAAUUCUCUAUAGUGCGUAAUUCACUGACCCAUCCUCCUUCUGAUCUUCCAGGUACACAUUUGCUAAGGCUCUACUUGCAAGACAACCAGAUAACCCAUAUACCACUUACAGCCUUCUCAAACCUUCACAAACUGGAACGUCUUGAUAUUUCCAACAAUCAGCUUCGUAUGUUGGUAAAGGGUGUAUUUGAUGAUCUCCACAACUUGAGGCAACUCACUGUAAGGAAUAAUCCCUGGUUAUGUGACUGCAGUAUUAAGUGGGUCACUGAAUGGCUCAAGUUUAUUCCCUCUUCCAUCAAUGUACGGGGUUUUAUGUGUCAGGGACCAGAGCAGGUCCGAGGUAUGGCAGUCAGGGAGCUUAAUAUGAAUAUGCUGUCAUGCCCCACCACUACCCCAGGUAUGUCACUUGUCAUCACCCCAGUUCCAGCUACAGCUAAGCCAACUACAUUAGUUCCCUCCUCAUCAGUUCCUCCCCCAAGUACUAAGUAUAGUCCUCUGACUCCUAUCAUAGUCACACUCCCCACUGUGCCUGACAGGGAAGACAGAGAAAGGGUAACACCUCCUAUAUCUGAGCGAAUUCAACUCUCUAUCCAUUUUGUGAAUGAUACUUGCAUCCAGGUUAACUGGAUAUCUGUUUUUACUGUGAUGGCAUAUAAACUCACAUGGGUUAAAAUGGGCCAUAGUCUGGUAGGAGGAAUUGUUCAGGAACGAAUAGUUAGUGGUGAGAAACAACACUUCAGCUUGGUAAAUCUGGAGCCCAAAUCCACCUAUCGGAUUUGCUUGGUUCCUCUGGAUGCUUAUAAUAAUUACCGAACUGGAGAAGACACUGUCUGUUCAGAAGCCACAACAAAGGCUUCCUUUUCGAACAGUGGCGGCAACAUUCCCUCCAGCCAUGAGCAGACAACUUCUCAGAACCUGGGCUCCCCAUUUCUGCUUGCAGGUUUAAUCGGGGGUGCAGUGAUAUUUGUGCUCGUGGUCCUUCUCAGCAUUUUUUGCUGGCACAUGCACAAAAAGGGGCGUUACACCUCCCAGAAGUGGAAAUACAAUCGAGGCCGUCGGAAAGAUGACUACUGUGAGGCAGGAACCAAGAAGGACAACUCCAUCCUGGAAAUGACGGAAACCAGCUUCCAGAUUGUGUCCUUAAAUAAUGAUCAGCUCCUUAAAGGAGAUUUCAGACUGCAGCCCAUUUAUACCCCAAAUGGGGGCAUUAACUACACAGACUGUCACAUCCCCAAUAACAUACGAUACUGCAAUAGCAAUGUCUCAGACCUGGAGCACUGUCAUACGUGAUAGUAAGGGGAGAUGGGGGUGUAAAGGAUAAAGAGAAAAAACUCUGGAGAAAGUAACCCUCACAGCAAUGAAAAAAUUACAUUUGAUAAAUGUUAAACAGAUGCAUUUAUGCAUUUGAAUACUCUGUAAUUUAUACGGUGUACUAUAUAAUGGGAUUUAAAAAGUGCUAUCUUUUCUAUUUCAAGUCAAUUGCAAAUGGUUUUGUAACUCUUUGCUUUUUAAAUCUUAAAAAAAUAUUGCUAAGUACUGUACAGGGUUGUACAAUAAGAACCCAGUGUCAAGGAAAAGGAAAGAAUGAUUCAUUCUUCAAACAUUAACCA